GCCACACCGCAGGAGCCAGGCCUCGGGCCGGCCUCCCUACGGAGGCGGGAGCUGAGUCCCCCCGGAGCCCGGCCCAAAAAACCGGCCGGGAUCGGCCCGAGCGGACCCAGGGAGGGAAUGGAAUGGAGUGGGGUGGAUGGGGAUUGGGAAUGGAAACUUGUGCUAGGAGGCAUGGUGUUGGACAGAUGUGUUGCAGUGCAACUCAGGGAGAGUCACAGUGUGAUAGUACAUAGACUUGGAGAAUAUUCAUUCCUCAUGAUACCACUGCACUGAGCUUUGUACUGGUGAUCUCAGCCUGUGGCUGCAGAUCUGAGGCUGCUUUUGAAUAGGAGACAGUCAGUCAGCAAUUCACCCCAGCUUGAAGACAAACAGUGGUUAAUAAUGGAAUAGUGUAGGUUAGAUGGGCUUCAGUUUGGUUUCAGAGGUCGGCGCAACAUCGAAAGGGCUUGAAGGGCCUGUACUGCAUUUUAAUGUUCUAUGUUCUUUUGCUCUCCCCGAGUGUUUUAAAUGUGUGUCUACGUCCAUGAGAAUGCGGAGGCAUAAUGUAUCGCAGGACAUAGUUAUGACUAAAGUAAACCACAACUUUGGUGUUGUGGGAGCAACCGGGCUGGAAUGUUUUGGACAGCUGCUGGAGAAUUGGGCAUGUUGCUGGCAAGUGACUCAGUGUUCAAGGACCUGAAGAGAAGAAAGUAGCCUAGAAGACACAGUUCUACAGGACCAGUGGAUGAGUGGAUUCAGGUGGAGUUUUAAGUAGUUUGGGUUACUAAUGUCUGAGGUUGUGGAACAUUUAGCACCAUGAAAGCCCACAAACGGAGGUGAGUAGAAAGGAAGUGGAGUGUAGUAUUCAGGUUUGAAGGGUACAUCGAGGGAUGGAAAGGGGAGAAGGUGCAAAAUGUUGCGGGUGCAGGGUUGAAGGGGUUUGGGGCCAGAUCAGUUAAUUUUUGCUUUGAUCAUUUAAUAGGAAGGAAGAGGAAAGCUGGUGUUCGUGCUUUGGGCAGAAGGUGCAGCUGGGGAUAGAUUUACAAUUAUUGAUAUUAAAAGACCCCAAGUUUGAGAGAUGCCUUGGUUGAUUCACUGGAAAAUUAUUAAAUUAGACUAAUAUGAGAGUUAUGGCAGUCUUUCUCUGCAGGGCAAAUUGCAGGGAUAAGAAUUGGAUUGAUGGAGGGAAGGUGUCGUCACUCACUAAGAGUGCAAAAUAGAGAUACUAGGAAUGACAAAUGCUGGGGCAAAAUUAAAGUUCCCCAUCAAUGGUCGGUAUCAAACACUAUUUUGAACUGAAAGUAAGGCAACUUCAACACUGUCCCCAUCAAACACUCCCAGGACCAGGACAGCAUGGAGUUGGAUACAGAGUGAAGCCCUCUACUCUUUAAAUUAAAGAAAACUAACAGUUGAGGAGCGUAUAACACAUGGCAGCAAGGAGUGAGAGGAGUCCACCAAACUCAUUAGAAUCCCAAGCUGCAGGAAAUCAGAGUGGUUUCCCAAAAGAAAUUUUGGCAGCAAAGGUUGAGGGGAAAUACCUGUGCUUUGAAUGCCACGGAAUUCUCCGGAAACCAUUCCAGGCACAAUGCGGUCACCGUUACUGUGCAUCCUGUUUGAAGAGGAUUGUCAGUACUGGCCCACAGAAAUGUGCAGCCUGCAUCCAAGAGGACAUUUAUGAAGAACCUUUGUCUCUUCUAGAUGCCAGCUCAGCUUUUCCAGACAAUGCGGCUCGCAGGGAAGUAGAAAAUCUACCUGCGGUUUGUAACAAUGAGAGCUGCACCUGGAAGGGCACUGUUAAAGAGUAUGAGGCUGACCACGAGGGAAGAUGUGAGUAUACAUUAAGGCCUUGUGAAGCGUGCAGCAAGAUGGUACGUCAGCUUGACCUGCCCCGCCAUUUGGAGCGAGAGUGUCCUGAAAGGAAUCUCAACUGCAAAUUCUGUAAAUCAUUGUUUCACCACAAGGACAUUAAGGCCCAUGAUGAAAUCUGUUCCAAAUUUCCAUUAACAUGUGAGUGGUGUGGAAAGAAAAAAAUUCCAAGAGAAAAGUACUCAGAUCAUAUUCGGACAUGUGGGAAGGUGAAAUUCCCUUGCCGCUUUAACGUGAUUGGCUGUGAAAUAACUGCUGAAAAGGAGAAGUUGGCUGAACAUGAGAACCUGUGUGUGGUGGAUCACAUGCAGAUGAUGCUUCAGCAUGUGAUGGGAAUAAAGACUGCCGUGGAAAGCCUACAACCUCUGCAUCUGCAGCAGGCCAGGCUCAAAGUCAAUCAGCUGUUUACCUCCAUUCGUGAAAUGGAGGAGACCCUGGGACCGUUACGAUCAAUUGGUCUUGGUGAACGAGGCUCGUCCUCCCCCGGUGAGGACCUGGGGAAACGUUACCUUUCGGAAAGCUUAGAGGAUGUGCAAAAGCGAUGUGUAUCUCUUAAGCACAAAGCCGAAACAUUUGAAAACAUCGUUUGUGUUCUCAACCGUGAAGUGGAGAGAGCGUCAGUGAGCAUGGCAGCUUAUGAACAGCAACACAAACUGGACCAGGAGAAGAUUGAAGCCUUACAAGCAAAGGUGCGUCAGAUGGAACGUGCUACAGCCUUGAAAGACCUGUCCAUAGCAGAGCUGGAACUGAAGUUACAGGCACUGGAGCACAGCACUGACAAUGGAAUCUUUAUUUGGAAAAUAUCAGAUUUCAGUAGAAGACGACAGGAAGCUAAAACCCAGCGAUCGCCUGCUAUAUUCUCCCCAGCUUUCUACACCAGCAAAUACGGCUACAAGAUGUGCCUGCGAGUCUAUCUGAAUGGUGAUGGUGUGGGCCGUGGAACCCACAUGUCUCUCUUCUUUGUCAUUAUGAGAGGAAACUACGAUGGUUUGUUGAGGUGGCCUUUCAAGCAAAAGGUCACUCUGUUGCUGAUGGACCAGACUAACCGUGAGCACAUCAUCGAUGCGUUCAGACCAGACAUCAAUUCCUCCUCAUUCCAAAGACCAGUCACCGAGAUGAAUAUUGCCAGUGGGUGCCCACUUUUCUGUCCACUUAGCAAACUGGACAGCAAGAACAAUUACUCGCGUGAGGACUGUAUUUUCAUCAAAGCCAUUGUGGAUUUAACUGAUCUGUAACAAACCUUUCAUCAGACACUGGAAUGGGCUGCUGUCCACUGUACAAUGCAGCAACAGUUGACUAUCUUAGUGGUGCUGUGCUGCUGGUCACGGUGUGAGUCAGUGGUGUGUGCACAACACCGAGCACUAUUUCCACGUUACCUGCCAUAGCUUAAGUUACUCUUUGUCGCUGAGUCAUUAUCCUGGAGUAGAUCAACCUCCCACAUCUCUGCCAUUAAACUAGGUAAUGGCUGGCCUGUCAUUAGCAGAUGGGAGUAUUCUUCUACAGACAUCGUAAUUAACAAACGAUGUACAAUAGAAUGGCACAGUGGCUCAGUAAUGUUAGCACUGCUGCCUCACAGCGCUGGGGACCCAGGUUCCAUUCCAUCCUGGGGUGACUGUGUGGAGUUUGCAUAUUCUCCCUGUGCUCUGGUUUCCUCCCACAGUCCAAAGAUGUGCAGGUUAAGUGGAUUGGCCAUAUGAAAUUGCCCAUAGAGUCCAGAGAUGUGUAGGCUAAAUGGAUUAGCCAUGGGAAAUGCAGUUUUACAAGGAUAGAGUAGGGGAUUGGGUCUGUGUGGGAUGCUGUUUGGAGGAUUGAUGUGGGCUUGAUGGGCCAAAUGGCCUGCUUCCACACUGGCGAGAUUGUAUGAUCCUUAUCAAAUGAGCAUGUAGCUGAUCUGCAGCUUAUAUUGUUAUUGGUUUGUACCUCCCUGUAAAGACAGGUUCCACUGCAGGAGCUUCUUGACUAUUGCAGACUUGCCAGAGAUAGCAGCAUCUUGAUGGUCACACUGUGGGCCAAAGCCACAAACUGUGUUUAUGAAAGAAGGACGAGAGACAGCAGCUUAAGGCAAGGCACAGUGGAUGUACCUUUCCCUUUCCCCUUGCUGAGGCACGCCACAGCACAUCCUCAAGCUGAGUGUGAACAGGGUUGGGACUGUCUGCCCCAUGAGCAUCCUAAAUUUAGCAGUGUAAGCUUCGUCAGCUGGGAGCGAGUAGUUCCCUGCGGGAGAGGAAGAGCAGCUAUUCUUGUCUUCCAUGUUCACAGCUCUUCAGUCACACAGUGAGCUGCAGAGUUAACCUGGAAGAGGCCACAGUCCCUGUGAUAAUGGAUUCACCUGAUGUGCAAUGUAUGCAAUGUGCCACUCCCAGCUUGGCGUUAAAGGAACCUUAAAUUGUUUGUGCAUUGCACCUAGAGCAGAAUAUUCAUAUUGAUUGCUGUCAGUUGCAGUGUGAUCUCCAUCUCCGUGUUAAGUCCACCUGGACAGUGCCAUUAAUAAUGAGGUGGUGUCUCCAACCUGAUUUGUGUAACUAGGUGGCUGUUUAACUGUGAAGGUAUGUUUCCUUGCCUUGGUGGUGAUGUGCACCGUGGAGGUAACACACUUAAGAGGAGAGGAUGGGCUCACCGACAACUCCCAAACCAUCGAGUUCAUGUUGGAAGGCAGAAGCUUGACUCAGCAAUGCUUAGAAUCCCUCCAUCAGGACUUUGAGCGCUGGUUGUGUUUAUUUACCCUUUUAUAUAUUAACAGCCUCUAGCUCAUUAUUUUAUAAGCAAAACAUAAUAAUUUAUAAGUUUUACACAGUAAUUCCAGGUGAUGAAGUGACUGCUGAGAAUGAACGGAGCUCCAAGAAGCUUAAUUCCUUCUGAUGUCUCUGGAUGGGCCAAGGCUUCAGUAUGGAAGAGUUUCAACAAGAUACCAGACCUGCAUGCUCCGCCAAGAGAGUUUAUCCGAGCAACGGGUAGGCGACAAAAGGGUCCGGUCCUGAUCCAAGAUGGAAAAGAGGGUAUUGGCAGCAGGUGUUCUGGUGCCUGUCUCCCUUUGUUGUGAAUCUUAGAGCAGAGACCUGAUUGAUUGUUAGAAUUGGGAAGUGUCCAAUAUAAACUGGCUCAUCAUUGCUUGCCUUGUCCAUAGGUUGUGUGGUACUGUUGGCUGAAGCAUAGUGAAAUGGUUUUGGUCAGAUUACGUGACCAUGUGAGAUGGUGAGAUACAGACAUUAAGUAAGAAUUAGUUCAAGAUACUGAGAGACUUGGAGAUGAGGAAAAAAUUACCAUAAAUCCAUUCAUGUUUAAUUUGGGAACAUUUCCAACUUUUCCAUUGGGUGAAUCUUUGGUUUUGGAAAGUCCCCAUUAGGUCAGAAUAUUGCCAUUGAUUCUCACUGGAUCACUUGUCAUAAACUACUUGAACAAAGUAUCAUGAAUCCGGCACGCUCAGGUGUUGGGGAGGAAAGUGUGGAUGAUCCGUUGGGAAGAUUUCCCCAAUGAACUGGACUGAAUUCUGUACAGUACGGGAAUUUCCCAGUGGCUAGGUAGUAGUUUUAGCAGUUGUGGAAGUGGACUGGUAUUGGUUAGUCUUGAUGUGAGGAAUUGCUGACCAAAUGGCACUGCUCAUACAGUCUCACCUUUGGAAUCCCUAGAAGUAAAAUUUGAAGUUUUCUAUAUUAACUGCUGCCCCUUCCAUAGUUGUACAAUGACGGAGAACACAAAUGGCUGAGUGAACGUUGUGUUCAGGGUGUUUUACCCUGAUUCCUGCUUUGAUUGAUGGAAUAUGUAAGUAAAUUGAGCAGUGAGUUGGAGUUCUGCAGCUUUCCAGCCAGGUAAGUGGGGAAAGACGUGAUGGUACUUGCAGGCAGUAUGUGGGAUUGUGAGGAGAAGUAUGUUUUUCAGGGAAGUGGUGAAAUGAACAGAGACAAAAGCUCAGUGCCACUCUGAUAUUUCACGAUAAGGGGACCAUGAGCAGGUAUAUGGUGUGGUGGCCAGUGGCUUCUGCACUAAGGAGGGAGGGUUUAAUGUAGCUCCGUGAAGGAGUGGGUUUGGUGUGAGAUUGUGCUACCUAGUUUGGAGGAAGUUGUAAAAUGCACACCACAUGUUCUUGUGGAUACUAACUAUGAUUGGGUCUGCAUCAAAAACUGUGAGCUGCUAUUAAAAUAAAAUACCAAUAACAGCAUCACAGCUCUAUUUCUUUCCAUUGGUUGGCAACAGGGUGUUGCUGGGUUGUAAUAUAUACGCUAUGCUUUGUCAUUGGAGAUAGUGGCAACUUGUGUGUGGAUCUGUGGGCAGUGGGAGCAUGUUUCCUUUCCUCCUGGGGAUUCAGGAGGGAAUGGUCUGUGUAAGAACAUGUGCUUCUGUGUAAUGAGUGUAACGGUCUAAUGCAAGUUGAUGGGGGUAAGACAUACUUAAUGGACUGGAGUCUCUUUGAAUUGAGGGGUCAAGAGCUUUCAGGCCUGAGUGAAUACCUUAUGGUCAUGUUAGCUGACUUUCUGGAUUUUGUACACAGCAGUUUUCCAUAACUUUAAUAUUGUAGGUAAAUACUUUGAGGAAUGUGCUACCUUUUCAGCUAUUAUAUCUUGCAGUUAGGAUUAGCAAAAUUGCAGGGUUGAAAGUAAACAGUUGCAUUAAUCAAAAUGGCUUUGAGUGUCAAAAUAUAUCAAACUGAAUGAAGUUGUGGGCAGAGAUCCUUGCUACUUGGCCAGUGUUAACUGAUGCACAUCUCAGUAAAGGGUGGAUGAAACCAAAAGUGCAGUACAUUCCAGGUUCCAGUGAAAGCAAAAACAAACUGGAAACUUUGAGAAUCUCCAGGGAAUCUAAGCUGGGCUCCUGCUGUAAUCCAGGAAGCAGCAUCAACAAUAAACUAAUGAACUGCUAUUCAAAUAAAAUACAAAUAAAAGCACCACAGCUCUAUUUCCUUCCUGCAGUCGACAACAGGGUGUUGCUGGAUUGUAUUGGUGGACCAUAUUACCUGCCAUUGGCGAUAGUGACAGCUUGGAUGUGGAUGUGGGCAGUACACGGGCAUGCUGCCUUUCCUGCUGGGGAUACAGGAGGGAAUGGUCUAUAAAAACAUGUGCUUUAUUCAGUAUAAAUUGCAUCUGUGUUGUUUAGAAUAGUAGUUUAAGGCUAGUUGAUGGGGCUCAGCAGACAUACUUAAUGGACUUGAGCUUCUUUAAACUGUGUAUGUGUGUGAGAGAGGGACACCUGUACAUUGUGUGUGUAUGUGUGUGUAAAAUUGUAUGUGUAAUGUGUGUAGAAUGUAUGUAUCUGUUGGGUUCAAGGUGGGUUUUAUUGCUGUAUACGACUUUUCCUUGUUUUGGUUGCUAAUCCACACACAGCUAUAAAGAAACAAUUGUUUUGUUUUUAUUAAACUAGAAUUGAUUUAAUUUUACUGUUAGCCAAACCUCCUCCUUAUUGCUGAAUAUUAAGAUUUUAUUUACUAAGCAGUUCAGGAUACUCUCUGGUAUUGGGCAUCUGGCAAAAAACAAUUUAG
Stegostoma tigrinum is the source of this 7315-nucleotide messenger RNA. It is a transcript of the gene traf2b, whose product is annotated as Tnf receptor-associated factor 2b. NCBI's taxonomy places the organism in Eukaryota, Metazoa, Chordata, Chondrichthyes, Orectolobiformes, Stegostomatidae. The coding region runs from base 1407 to 3080 and encodes 557 amino acids. The record is from RefSeq and is a predicted model, not a curated record. Gene Ontology annotation, molecular function: ubiquitin protein ligase binding; zinc ion binding; ubiquitin-protein transferase activity. The transcript has 11 exons. Gene Ontology annotation, cellular component: cytoplasmic side of plasma membrane; plasma membrane signaling receptor complex; cytosol. Gene Ontology annotation, biological process: positive regulation of JNK cascade; positive regulation of canonical NF-kappaB signal transduction; regulation of apoptotic process.